AUGGAGCUGCCACUUAAGCAUGUGCGAUUCACGCACACUCCCCUGAACUUCAAGCACAAAGAGAUACGCAUUUUGACAAUCGAACCGAGUUCCGACUCAGAGAGCCCAAUUCAGAUCACCAUAAAGCACAUCGACUUCAGUGAUCACAUUCACGCUCUUACUCGUUAUCAAGAGGAGAAAGCUAGGCUUAUAGCCCAAAAUCUUUGGAAUAUCGACUUGGGGAGUGAUGCUCUCUACAACGAGAUCUUUAGAGAAACGUUGCGUUUCAUCGCAUUAUCGUAUACUUGGGGCCCUGAAAUUCCUGCGCAAGACAUACUUGUCACAAGCCCCGAAUGCCGAGGCUGGCUUUCAGUUCGGCAAAACCUAUACGACUUUCUGAAGACAAGACGGGCCUGUGAACCGGCGUGGUUCUGGAUUGAUCAAAUCUGCAUCAAUCAAGGAAAGGACGAUGAAAAGACCCACCAGGUCAACCAAAUGGCAGAAAUAUAUAGCGCAGCUGCUGUCGAAGUUUGGCUUGGUUCGGAAUUCGAAGGCAGCAAUGAGCUUAUAGAUUUGUUUGUCCGCGAGAGUCAUCUCUUGACUCAGGAACCCUGCCCACAGCUAAGUGUGGAUAAGCAGGGGCUCAGUACACAUAUACCAUCUUUACGUCGCCUUCUGUGCAAUCCAUAUUGGUCAAGACUGUGGGUUAUUCAAGAGAUCGUACUCGGUAAGGUUGUCAAUAUACGCGUCGGCUCGAAGGCCUUACCAUGGAACACAUUCUUCUCGGGUUAUUCUAGAGUGGAUGAUGCGUGUUCACGUCUGGAUUAUAUACCGAAGAGUUGCUUCGCUGAUACUUCCGCAGCACCCCAAAUACUGUGGAUCUACCAUCGUCGGAGGUUCGGGUGCGAAGACUGGGUGGACAGCUGGUCUCUAGUUGAAAAGUUAGAAUGCUCAGAUUUGCGGGAUAAAGUGUUCGGAACGAUGGGUAUGCUUCACCCGUCACUUCGAAUACUUCCUGAUUAUUCAAUGCGACCGCAUGAUGUAUUACUCAUGCUUCUUCCGAAGAUAGUCGAGAGCAUAUGUGCUACAAAUGGACUCUGUCAGUACGAUCCGCUUGGAUCCAAGGGUCUGGAUCGUCAGCAUCAGGUAAGAUAUUAA
Molecule: messenger RNA, 1137 nt
Organism: Alternaria burnsii
Lineage: Eukaryota; Fungi; Ascomycota; Dothideomycetes; Pleosporales; Pleosporaceae
Exons: 2
Coding region: 1-1137 (378 amino acids)
Source: RefSeq, a predicted model, not a curated record